Cyclocybe aegerita is the source of this 867-nucleotide messenger RNA. Lineage: Eukaryota; Fungi; Basidiomycota; Agaricomycetes; Agaricales; Hemipholiotaceae. The record is from the annotation of a GenBank genome assembly.
UGUCCUCCUCCCCAUCUCCCCGCCCUAUCCACCGCCGUGCAAUCUCCUCCCCCCUACUUCCGACGCGUCACCCCCAGUCCGGCCACGAGAAAAAGACCCCAGUCUGGCAGCAAAUGGCGUCCAGCUCAGACCAACAGUCUUCACAGUCAUCCUCCCAGCGACCUAGAGCUUCGCGCAUCAUGGACACAGUCAAGCGGUCGCUUAAUACCUCGUCGACGCCAAAAAAGCGACACCAAGACUACUCAGUGAGUCGUUCCUCCACGGUUCUGCCGUUAGGUGCUCACCAAGUGCAGAAAUCUGGCAUGCACUCGACGUACGAGGAAUCAAACCCCACGUCACUGCAGCAGUUCAGAGAUCACGAGGCAGCGUCGACGUCACGGCCCACGAUAGAGCAGAUUGCCAUGGGCCUUCAUGUCUCAAGGACACCUCAUCUGCGACCCCUUGCGGCGUCACCGUACGCCUUCUCCCAGCGAAACUCGGCGCCACAUUCCGCGAAGCCGUACGACCAUCACCACCACAGAUCGACACCCAUCACCCUCCCUUCACCUCCGACUCGCUCGUCGAUGAAGAAGCCAUCGACGACGGUGACCUCGUCAUCAAGCAGUCCGGCGUUGACCCCAGCUUUCUCGAGCGCAUCGCCGUCGACAUCAACAAUCACAUCAUUAGCACCAUCUGCGUCGCAGAAUCCUCGCUCGUUUGCUGCUAUCAAGUUCCGCAUGUCUCGCUUCCUGCCUCAGAACAGGUCGGCAUCGGCACCGACGUCGCUCGUCUCUUCCGCAGUUUCAUCCCCACGGAAUAGUGUGUCCGAGCCGCAGCCGAAGAAAGCAGUCAGGUUUAACACGGAGGAGGAGGGAGAUGGUGACUAAU